Helicoverpa armigera (cotton bollworm) is the source of this 4316-nucleotide messenger RNA. RefSeq names its product armadillo repeat-containing protein 2. Bases 281 to 3148 code for a protein of 955 amino acids. The transcript has 20 exons. The record is from RefSeq and is a predicted model, not a curated record. Gene Ontology annotation, biological process: cilium organization. NCBI's taxonomy places the organism in Eukaryota, Metazoa, Arthropoda, Insecta, Lepidoptera, Noctuidae.
AUUUGUAAGCUGAUUUCUUACAAUACUUUUCUCAGAAUAAAUUAAUGGGCCUUUAUAAACUUAAUUAUACAUCGUCAGUAACAAAGGUCAACCAAUCAUAUCAACCGUGCUUUAUGCUACGAAAUGGUAUGAGUAGGGAACAGAGGGGAAGCGUAGCAAUCGUAGCAGUAGAUCGUAGCACGCGUAGCGCGCCGCUUGCCUCUACGUAGCCAGUAGCAGUACCUUAUAUCGGACAAACAUUCGUGUACAUUUUCGUCUUGAUUAAUCACCAGGGUAGAGAAUGAGCGAGCGGGGUGCUCGGCGCGGCGCAGGCGCACCCUUCUACGCUCCGCUGCGGCGUAAGACCUCUGCCGAGAUCAUCAGUGAAGCACGCGCGGCUAUAUACGGCGAGAUGAGCAGCACGUCGGGCGGCGGCGGCGUGGGCGGCGGCCUGCGUCCGCUGCGCACGCGACGCCCGUACACGCCGCGCGAGCCGCAACGAUCGCUGUUCACGGAGCGAGCCAACAAGAAGGAACCGAGACCACCCAGCGGCUUUGAUCUGAAGUACCUGAGCCUGUCGGAGAGCGGCGAGGAGUCGCUGGCGACGAUGGACGCUCGCAUCGCUCAUCUAGACGAAGAAGCGCUCAACGAGAUGCUGGCGGACACACACAACAACAAGAAAAAACCAGCGGUCCGUAAAGAGUCUCGUCCAGCGGCAGCCGGUGACGUUUGGGGCGGGUUCACCAAGCUGCCGCACCUGAGCGGGCGCAGCAAGCCGCUGCAUCGCCGCAACACCACCGGACAAGUGCAUGUUGACGAUAUGAAGCCGGAGAUGACACUAUCGCGAGCGAUUUCUAUCAGACCACUGGGUGACUCCGAUGGCUGCGUCAGCAGUGUGGUUAUCAGCGAUGCUUUAAACACCAAAUCUGACGGCUCAAAACGCAAGCAGUACGCGACGAGUAAGGCGGCAUCGUGCGACGCGACCUCGCCCAGCCUCGGCAAGUCAGACUUCGACGUGAAACACCUCGCCGUCACGCUGCCCAACUACACCUCUGCUGAUAACUAUGAGAAUAUGACAGUCCUGGAGCUGACAGAAGCAUUAUCGCAGCGGUCACGCGACGUGGAGCGAACACUACAACUGCUAGAAGCAGUCAUACAGGCCGUGAGCGUAGCGACUCCCGGCGCGAGUCUACGAGAACUACUGCUAAGAUCCCUCUACACGCACGCUGACAGCGACGACGAACGACUGCUCGUAGCCGUAGCACGUGCCAUGCUCACGAUGCGAGUGACUGGAACGCAUUUAGCGGCCGCUUGUAAGCUCGUGUUCAAGAUAGCUAAGAAUGACAAAAACGAUCACUUCUUUAGGAACACCAAUCUGUUGGAGUUAUUGGUGGAGGGUUGCGGUCGCGCGGAGCCGCUGGCGGACAGCGCGUGUUGCGUGUACGGCGCGGCGGCGCUGCGCGUGCUGGCGCUGGAGCCGCGCCUGUGUGCGCGCGCGCACCGCGCCGGCGCCGCGCACCUCGCCGCGCUGCACCUCAAGAUACUCAACAACGCGAAGGCGGAGUCCCCGCGCUCCCUGGGCGAGCAGGGCACGCACGCGCUGUACCAGGUGACGGGUGCACUGCGUAGUCUCGCUGGUGCAGUCGACCAGUUCGCGAGCGAGUUCCUCGACAGCGGCGCGUUGACUGAACUCAUUAGUGCACUGUCCUUGCAUACUGAUAGAGAUGUUCUUACCAAUGUUGCGAGAUGUCUCAGCGUAGUAUCAGGCUCAGCAGAGUGCUGCGCAUGGCUAUGCGGCUGUGCGAACAACGCGCACGCGCUGGUGCGCGCGCUAGCCGCGUGUGCCCCGCGAGCUCCUCUCGCCGUACGCCUCGCCUACACGCUCGGGAACAUGGCCGCCGCUGACGAACGCGCGAGGAACCAUAUCUACAAUGAAGACGGUGCUAUUGACGUGUUCCUCACAAUACUGGAGUCUUACGCCCAGCGGAACCCAUACGACCCGCCUGACGUGGAAGCUGACCCCGAUCUACACUUAAUAGGUACAGAUUUAGGCGGAUCUGAUGGUUCCAACGAAGAUGUUCUCAUAAAGACGGUUCGUGUGGUCGCUAACCUAUGUCUAGCGGAGCGAGUGGGUCGUGCCUUAGCGGACUUGUACGCCGAGCGCAUUGUCAACGCCUUGCUGGCGUGUCUGCAAGUCGCUGAGAAGACCAUACAGAAUGCGGAUAGAACAUUAGUGGAGCACUCGACCACAGUGGAACGAGGCGAGGAGCUAGCGACGGCGGCGCUGGCCACGCUCAACAACUUGACGUUCUACCGCGAGCCGCCCGACCCGCCCGACCCGCUGCACGUGCCCAUCGACAAUAUAUGCAAAGCAACGUGUCGCUGGCUACGAGGCACGGGGCCCGCGUCGUGUGAAGCUGUGAGAGCUCUCGGUAACGUGUCCCGCGCCACGCGCACCGCGCAACUCAUCGUGCUUGAAGGCGCGCUUGAUAGGCUCGAACCUUUCUUACAACACGAGGAGAGCAGCGUACGUUGCGCGGCUGCAGGAGUCCUAGUCAACGUGUGCGGUGCUGGCGCGGACGGGGCCGCCGCCGCAGCCCUAGCAGCGCGGGCAUUAGCCGCGGCCGCGAGACGCCGCGACCCCGCGCCGGCGCCGCUACUCGCGCGAGCGCUGUGGAACGCGCACGCGCAUGAACACGCGCCGCUCUCGCCCAUACACGCGCAUCUUGUGACCGAAGCACUCGCUAUGUUUAUUGAUGACGAAUCGGUGUUUGUCGCUUGUGAGGCAGCCAAAAUGGAUCGAGAUCCAAGUGAUCCAACGCAAACCAUCACAAAACAUCAUGUAACAUUCGACAUGGAGAACAACAACUAUUCAACUGACUGCGACCCUUCGUGCUACUCCGCUGGCCCCAAGCGAGUCACUCACUCAGACAGCGUCGACCACGCUGACGUCACAUGCCACGAUGACGUCAUACGUCACGAUGACGUGCCGGGCGAGGACGGUGACGCCACAGGUGAGGACCUAGGCUUCGAGGACGGUGACGCGGACGAGUGCCCGUGUGACCCCUGCCGCCGCCUCGCGACGUGGGACGAGCUCGUCGGUGUUGCCAUACCGCUUAUGGAGAGAUUGCGACCUCCACGGACUGACGCCUCUGUGGGCACAGAGUGAAAAUAUAAAAUUGUUUAUGCGCAUCUUAGGGAUAUAGAUAGAAAUGUAGAUUUGAUUAUGAAGUUUGUAUAUGUAGUUCAGAAUCAGUUUUGAAAUUGAAAUCAAAGAUGUGAGAGUACCGCAAAGAUUGUAGACACCCGUUGUGGGCUUUGUUAGUGGUACAGUUUUUUAAGUAGAUAAUGUAUGAUUCUGUACCUAAUGUACGACGGUAUGUACCUUUCAAUACGUCUGAAGGUAAUUGAGGUAAUAGUUUUAGCAAAUAUACGGUAUUGUAAUUUUCCAAGAAGGUAUUAAAGUUAACGAUGACAUGUCGGUUGUGAAUGUUUGAUACGUAAUGAAAAUUAGCUAAUUAGCUUUACCUAAUGAAAUUAUCAAUAAAAUACUAAUAGUCAAUUAUUGGUUAAAUAAUAUUCAUGACUAAUGUCACGUAGACCUAAUUUCGAAUACAUAGUUAUUGAAACAGUUGGAAUGUGGGUAAAUCCCAUUACUGGUUUGGGAAGUUACAACAAUAUAAACCGCAAUAGUAUUGACAGCAAACAAACGUCUCUAUUAUUACCUAUAAUAUAAAACAUUCUAAGAUUUUCAUCAAAGAUACUGCCACUAUUUCAUCAAAUAUACUGACAAUGUGUACACUGAAAACCUGCCAUCAAACAGACAAAAACGAAUCGAUGUUUUGUAUAAUCUUCUCGAGCUAAUUUUAUCGUAGUAAUUACACAUUAGUAUCGUUAAGGCUGACCACUUACGUCCGAUAAUAGGAUACCAAUUUUUUGUAGGCGAAAAAUAUAACAUACGAUAUAAUAACUAUGUAGCUAUGUACAAAAAGUCAGAAAAUCCUAGUCGGAACCUCCACGACGAAAGAGGGCAGCCUUAUCACUGGAAACGGACGGUGAUUAUAUAUCUUAAUGAUUUAAUUUACAGUAGGUUAGUAAAAUAAUGUAAACUUAAUGUACUUACUUAAUUAUUAUAUAAUAUCCUAUCAAUUUCUACGUCGGAAUCAUGUUUCUUGUUAAAUAUUUUCAGGAUAAUAAAUAAAAAAUCAUGGCGACUGUUUAUUUUGAAAAGUUUCUGAUUAAUGCAAUUAUUUGUUGUAAAUAUACUUACAUUUUAAUCGCUGUGUUUAUUAUACAAUGCAUUGUAAUUAUGUUGAAUAUUAGAUAAUAAAUGAAUU